This is a messenger RNA of Grus americana (Whooping crane), 1368 nucleotides long. It is a transcript of the gene PKIB, whose product is annotated as cAMP-dependent protein kinase inhibitor beta. Gene Ontology annotation, cellular component: nucleus; cytoplasm. Gene Ontology annotation, biological process: negative regulation of cAMP-dependent protein kinase activity. Lineage: Eukaryota; Metazoa; Chordata; Aves; Gruiformes; Gruidae. The record is from RefSeq and is a predicted model, not a curated record. Bases 357 to 590 code for a protein of 77 amino acids. Gene Ontology annotation, molecular function: cAMP-dependent protein kinase inhibitor activity. The transcript is spliced from 4 exons.
UUUCUGAUUUUUAAAAGCAGGGAGGCUUUUCCAGCGUUGAUUUGCUUCUCUGGUAGCUGUGUGAUGGCAGGUUAUUUUUGAGGGGACAGCGGAAGCCAGAGCUGCUGGGACCUUCCUGGAUGUUCCUCUCCCUGCCCACAGCUCGAGCGGUGGCUUUCUUCUGUAGCUCACACCCAGCCCCUCUUUCAAGAAAGACCAUGCUGUGGGGCUACCUGAACCAUGAACUUUAAGCUGCACACCAUUAGUCUGGUGAGCAUUGACGUAGGAGGAAAAUGACAACAGUAAUUUGGAAGCUGAGAGAGACAACUGCAUGCAGGCAUUUGCAAGAUAUGUUGCUAUGAGGAAAGGAGUCAGCAAUGACUGAUGUGGAGCCUGUGGUCACAGAUUUUGCGGCAUCAGGACGGGCAGGCCGCCGGAACGCCUUACCAGAUAUUCUGGGCUCUCCUGCUGGUGCUGGGACUUCAGACCUGCCACACAAACUGGCUGAGCUCUCCAUUUCAGAAGAUGGAGGAGCAGAGGGUGGAGAAGUGCCAUCAUCCAAAGCCUUGCUGGAAAGUCAAGAGACGGAAGGAAAAAGCAAUGAUUCCUAACACCUGAGGACUGCUGGAUUAAUGAAACCCAUCGACAGACUUUCCAGUUUUCCUCUGUCACCCCUUCUGAAGUGUAGUAGCAACUUUAGCAGCACAGACAAAAUUUUGCAACACACUUGUACCUAGAUGACAUUAAUGUGGAACUACUGUUUUUUCUACUGUCCUUCAAAACCAAUGUUCUACACAUCCAAAUGGGAAGAAAGCUAAAGAAUGUAUCUCUUGUUUUGGGUUUUCUCAUGGUUGUAGUACUCGUCCUAACUAAUCUUCUCUCACAGUUUCAAUUAAUAUGCCUAGCAGAUGUACCACCAAUUAAUGAUUGCUUCAAAAUAAAAAUCCUGUUUCUUAAUUUCCCAAAAUAGCUUCUUUCUCUCGACACAGAGGUGUAUUCACUGUCCCCACCUUAAGAUGAUAUUAAGUAUAUAUUAGAUUACAGACAUUACCUGUAAUUUAUGUCCUGAGAUUUUUGUUCUCAUUAGGGAUAUGUAGAUGGAUAUGAGAAAUAAAAAAAGAGAAACAAUUUUUUUCUCUCCUCCUCCUGUCUCCAAAAGGUUUUGUAAACUACUUAAACACCAGUGUUUGUUUUCAAAUUCUCUUUAAACUCUAUUUGAUUAUGGCAGAUCAUCUCAGUUCUCCCACUCUUAGCAAUCUUGCCACUUCUGUCAUUUCUGUUUUCAGGCUGAAUAUUGUAGCUGUUCAUGUGUAUCUAAAAUAAAGUAGCCAUGUUUUAAGUGAUUAAAAUUGUUUAAUCUCACUGUGGAAAUUAAAUAGCUAUCAUCUU